AUGGUACAGCAACAAGUAUUUCUCGAUGAACUACGACAACUGCGUAAGAAACAAAAGCUUGCUGGUGGAUCCCCACUCAAGCUACUCCAUCCAUUCAUUGACAAGGAUGGUGUCAUACGUGUUGGUGGCAGACUUGGACAUGCCGAUUUGCCAUUCUGUGUGAAGCAUCCGAUCGUCAUUCCUGGGUAUCAUCCAUUUACCCAAUUGCUGUUGAGGCAGCAACAUGAGAAGGUGAUGCAUGGUGGCAUCACAUCAACACUUUCAGCCAUUCGCGAGGAGUUUUGGCCAUUGAAUGGCAGGAGAGCGGUUCGAUCUACCAUCCGAGCAUGUUAUCGCUGCAACCGAGCCAAUCCUGUUCCAUUUCAGCAACCGAUGGGACAGCUACCGCUUUCUCGAGUCACUGCAAACGAAGCAUUUGUCUGUACAGGUGUGGAUUACUGUGGGCCGAUAAUGCUGAAGCCUGUUCAUCGCAAAGCAGCUCCUCAAAAGGCGUACCUAUGCAUUUUUGUAUGCAUGAGCACCAAAGCAGUGCAUUUGGAGCUUGUGGGUGACCUAAGUACAUCAGGGUUCCUGAAGGCUUUAGACCGUUUCAUCUUCCGACGAAACAAGCCGAACCAUAUCUAUUCGGAUAAUGGUACAAAUUUCGUCGGCGCAAAGAACGCACUUCACCAAGUCUACCAGAUGCUGCAUGACGAAGCUCAAAACCGUCAAAUCAAUAACUAUCUAGCAGAAGAAGGAAUUGAAUGGCACCUUAUUCCACCUCGUGCACCAAACUUCGGUGGGCUUUGGGAAGCCGCCGUGAAGGUGGCCAAGAAGCUUUUGGUCAGGCAGUUAGGUGUCUCGCUACUAUCUUAUGAGGAUCUGGCAACAGUGCUGAUCAAAAUCGAAGGCUGCAUGAAUUCUCGUCCGUUGACGCCGCUUUCGAAUGACCCUAACGAUUUGUCAGCUUUAACACCGAGUCAUUUUCUCAUGAAGGGAAUGAUGCGUCCACCUCCAGAAACUGACAUACGGGAUGUCCCGACCAAUCGACUCGACCAGUAUCAGCGGUUGCAGAAGUACGCUCAACAUUUCUGGCAGCGCUGGCGUACAGAGUAUCUUCAUGAGCUUGCUCAGCAACAGCAACGUAACCCACCAGAACAACAAGUCUCUAUCGGAGACAUCGUCAUUAUCAAGGAUGAACAUCUCCCACCCGCUCGUUGGCCCUUGGCUCGGAUCGUGGAAGUACACCCUGGGCAGGAUGGGAUUUUGUUCAAGGGGGCCGAUAUGUUUGGUACCUCAUACGGUGGGAUGUGCUGGUGA
Messenger RNA from Anopheles arabiensis, 1299 nucleotides. RefSeq lists its product as uncharacterized. The transcript has 2 exons. NCBI's taxonomy places the organism in Eukaryota, Metazoa, Arthropoda, Insecta, Diptera, Culicidae. The record is from RefSeq and is a predicted model, not a curated record. Bases 1 to 1299 code for a protein of 432 amino acids. Gene Ontology annotation, biological process: DNA integration. Gene Ontology annotation, molecular function: nucleic acid binding.